Molecule: messenger RNA, 996 nt
Organism: Pieris macdunnoughi
Lineage: Eukaryota; Metazoa; Arthropoda; Insecta; Lepidoptera; Pieridae
Source: the annotation of a GenBank genome assembly
AUGGCUACGUCAAAAACUCUGCGGCUCUUAGCUGUAAAAUUAGGUUUGGCUAACGAAGUAAGAGUUCUGAGCAAAGCUGCAGAAUUUGAACGCUUACUUCAAAUUAAAUCUACUCCAGGGAAUAACUUUUCAGACACAAGUAAAAUUGUAAUACUUCUAGAUUUGGCAGCUUCUUUGCUUGGUACUAAUUUUGAUCAAAAAACUGCUGUUAAGUAUUCAGGUUUGAAGGGACCAAGCUAUAGAAAUACUAGAAAGGUGAUUGAGAAUUUACUUGAGUUGGACAAUGAAAAGCUAUCAAUAUCCACCCUGUGCUUAAACCUGCAGUGUACCGGAGUACAGGAUCUUGCUGAAAGUAUCAUGAAAGAAUAUGAAACAAGCUCUAAAGUGGUAUUGGAUUUGACAUUACCCCAUUAUGUUUGUAUGGCAGUAUACCAGGCUUGCAGGAUCAAUAAAGUAAAGAUAACAAAAUCUAAAAUAAUAGAAAAAUCCAGAUUAAAACCUGGGCAAUGGAGUGAGUUGGAUGCAGAGUGGACUAAAAUUGUGGAUGAAAAGUUUCUUGUUGUUAAAAAAAGGGGACAGCCACCCAAAGUUGUUAUUGAAAAUGAAAAUGAAAUGGAAAUAGAUACAAGUCCUAUAAAAGAGACGACGGAAACAAAAAUAGAACCUUAUGAGGAUUGGAAGCGAAGAAUGUUAGAACAAGCUUACAAGGAGUUGAGAGAGUUAGAGAAUAAAAAGAGAAUAGGUAAAAAUAGGGUUAGUUUUAAUGAAGACAUGCUACCACGAAGAUCUUCAAGAAUGACACCACAAAAAUCAUCAGGAAUGACACCACAAAAAUCAUCAGGAAUGACACCACUACAAUCAUCAGGAAUGUCACCACAAAAAUCAUCAGGAAUGACACCACUAAAAUCGCCAUCUAAACAAAGAACUCCGCAAAAGUUUUCGCCAUACAAAAGUCCAGAGAAAGCUAGGCUAAGACUCAAUUUUCCAAAAAUUUGA